AGAAAGAGAGGUGCAUGUGUAGAAAUCACUCACUGAGUCUCAGACACACUGAAGAUACCUGGAUAUCACACUCUCUCUCUCUUUAUAAUCACUCUACACAUAUUCUCCUCUCUCUAUCUAUUACUCCAGGCAAAGGCUAAUCAAGAAGUUUUGGGAGAGUCUAUUAAAGCACCGGACAGCGCGCGCGAAAAUAACGGGCUCGGUCUUAUUUCAUCCAGAACUCUUCAAACUUCAGAAAGAAUAAACGGAUCUGAACCUGAACAUGCUUCGCUGGAAAGUCGAUCAGGUGGCGGUGCUGCUGUUGUUGGCGGCUGCGGUCGGCUUCGCUCAGGUGCUGGACCGAACACUCAUCCUGACCAACGAGAGGAGCUCCAUCGAGAGGACAUACGAGCUGACAAAAUACCUGGACCACCAGCUGAAGGAGAUCAGAGACACUUACCUGUCCUAUCUUGGGCCUCCGUUCAGCGAUCCCGGCUUCUCUCCUCCACGACCCAACAGCUCGUCUCUGUCCGUGCCCAGCGCAGCGACGCGGGUGGAUCUGUGGCGAGGGCUGGAGAACGGCGCCCGUCUGGCGCAGAACCAGCGGGCGUAUAGCGUGCUCCUGUGUGCUGUUAGAGAGCUGGCGCGCUCCACCCUGUGUCCGUAUCUCCAGAGCUCGCUCAUGCACUUCUGCUCCGGCCUCAGCGGGCUCCUCGGCUCCAUAUCCGGUCUGAUGAACGCCCUGGGCUACCCCAGCCUCCCGCCCUCCACGCCCGCUCAAGGAUACGCCCCACUUCUCUCCUCACAGUUUCAGAACAGCCCUGCUCCUCUGCGGAGUUAUGAGCCUCGGGCCGCGAGGGAGGGAACGACUCGUGCGGAUCUGAAGAGAGGAAGGAGAGGACGGAGAAAAGAAGGAGUGAGCUGGGCUGCCCGAGAGGAGAGAGAGAAAGAGGAAGGAAUGGAGAGAUGGGGGAAACGGAGAAGACUGUUGAGCGUGGAUGAAGAGCAGAUCCUAAAACUCAAUGCGAACUACACAUUGGUAAAGCAGCCUGUGCUCUUUUCAGCGACGUCUCUUCAGCACCGUCGAGCGACUCGGUCCACUCACGCCGGACUCGCUCCGCUCUCGCUGCUUUAUCAGUACGGCGGGUCGACCGCGGAGGUCCACACUUUGCUGGCGGCCCCUGUGUUGGCGUCUCGUCCCGCGUCGAAUGACUUCUCGCGGAAAGUGGAGGGAUUCUGGGUACUGAGAGAGCUGCAGAGCUGGCUGUGGAGAUCCGCCAAAGACUUCACCAGACUGAAGAAACGACUUCAGCGCGCUUGAGACACAACAACGACUUUGCUUCAUAACCUAGCGAGCUGCCUUCUAAUAAAAUUUCACAAAACAUAAAAAAAGUUAAUUGCGAUGUACAGAGGUGGCCAAAAUGAUUAGAACACUAGUAUUUUUUUAGAAGCUAAAAAAUCUUGAAUUAUGAAAAUUAAUGUCAAAAUGAAGGUUUGGACAUGUAAACUGAAAUCUCCUACUGACACACUACAGCAAAAGAUAUAAUCAUUUUUAGCUGGACACCACUGAACAUGGCUGUAACCAGCUGUGAGGUCAUCGGGGUCCAGACCUUUAAUAUUCAAAACUAUAAUCAGAGGUUCUCUGAGUGAUUAAUUAGCACUUUAAAACUACUUUUAUGAGUAUCUGCAUGUAUAAAUAAAUUUAGAGGGUUUGCCUAGCUUGUUCAGAAUCCAUGAUGGACAGCAAUUUUCGUGAAUGCAGCUUGAGAGAGAACUUUAAGUGAGGGUGUGAACAGAGCUGUUGCCAGAUCCAGUUUUUAUAAGCGCCAUUAGACUCGUUUUUUCCAUUAAUUGUGAUGUCAUAGGAUGUAAAAAAAAAAUGGGAGGUUGAAAGUUUUGUGCCAGAUAAGUUGAAACCUAUUUUGGUUUAUGCUAUUUUUGGUUUUGGGCUUGUGUUUGUUUGCUACUGUAGUAAUACCUGGCAACACUGCAUCGCCAGCACUGACAGUAAUGAUAAUAAUAACAUAAAAAAGCUCAUAGAGUUCAUGGCCACCUUAUUGCUGACUGGAUACAACAUUCGAUAAGACAAAUGACAAAUGCAAUGAUCGUUAUCAUCUGUCAUAAACAGUAGGUUACAGAAUGAAAUGUGGCAAAUAUGCAAAUGUAGGUCAUGAAGAAAGCCAGGCUAUUUCAAUCCUUUCACAAAGUCAUGCUAAAACAUUCAUAAGAGCACGAGACAAAGUUCUUAUCAGAUAGCAAUGCUUACUAAUGAAAAUUAUUACAGUAAUAAAUUACUGUUGCAUGAACGGCAAACAAAUAAUAAAAUGAUCCACUCCUAACUUAUAGUAAAGUAUGAAAAUAGUCUUUAAAGUUGUCCAAAUGAAGUUCUUAGACAUGUGUAUUAUUAAUAAAAAAUUUAGUUUGAUAUAUUUAUGGUAGAAAACUUACUAAAUAUCUUCAAGGAACAUGAUCUUUACUGAAUAUCCUAAUGAUUUUUGGCAUAGAGGUAAAAUUAAUAAUUUUGACCCAUGCAAUGUAUUGUUGGCUAUUGCUACAAAUAUAUACUUGUGCUACUUAUGACAGUUUUUGUGCUCUAGGGUCACACAUGCAGUGUAUAAAAAGAGUUGUGUUUAUUAUAUAUAGCACAGCUCACACAUAAGUCACUUUCAAACCCUUCAGUUCUCUGUUGGACCGGUUGCUAAUGUGCGUGACUGAGCUGAACCUGUUGUGAAAUCUGCGUGGGGAGACCAGCUCGCUAGGUUUGGGCACAGACUGAUUCACGCUCGGUGGAUGGAGAUCUGAGGAUCUCAGACGGUCACGCUUUGCACUAAAUCACCAAACAGAAGAGAGCCACCAGCACGUCACGGACAAAGGGAAGACAGCGCUCUUUGAGAGAGCCAGACGUGAUUCAGCAGAAGGAAAGUGAAUCACGCUCGGCGUCAUGCGGCAAUGAAAGGGUCAACGGGCAAAAGUGGAGGAAAUGUGGCAUAAUCAAAGAAACAAUGGAGAGUUUUCUGCUGCCUCACUGACACUGACUCGUCUUUUUCCAGACACACAAACACACUCCUACACAUUUGGAAACACAUGCAGAAAUCUGAUGUUCAGAUGGUGUGUGUGUGUGCGGACAGAAAAGGAAACACAUGAAAGAUUAUUAUACAAAAACUUGCUAAUAUUUUUUAGGCAUACUAGGUUUUCUGGAAAUGUACAAUGGUAAUAUUAUGUUGUUGUUUUUUUAUAGAAAGUAUGUGUGUGAGUAUGUGAAUAAGGUCAUAAUUUAAUACCAUGGUAUAAUUCAAAGUACUUUUGCAUUGCUAUGUUUUUAAGCAUUGAACAAUGGUAAUACUUUUUUUUUUUUGUUUGUUUGUUAUUUUAUAAAAUGUAAAAUAGUAACACUGUGGUAUUUUUCUAGAAACAUCGGGUAUUAUGUAAAUACCAUGGUAAGUGAAUAUGGUAAAAAUGGUAUAUAUCAAGAUACGGUAUAAAAGGGUCGUGUUUUGGGUACGGUAUCAUGGUAAUAGUAGUAAAGUAGUUUAGGAUUACAUGCAAAUACCAUAGUAUGUGAAAAUAGUAGCCAUUCAGUCCCACAUUCCCAUGCUUUUACAUGAAAGCAAAGCGUUCUUGAAGAUUUAUUGGGGUGUUACGUAAAUACCACAGUAUGUAAUAAUAUACCAAGGUAUUUAUUUGAAACCCCAGUGUACCUCCGAGAAUCUGUGAUACAAAAAAGGUACAAUAAUACAAUGUUUUUUUGGAAAUGUACCAUGGUAUAUAUAUAUAUAUAUAUCAUAGUUCUGCACAGAUGACCGUGAGUUAUAAUGCAGAUGAGAGGGUGUUUAAAUAGAAGUGUUUACAAUCUGUACACUGAUUUCUGUUUGUGUGUAUAUGUCUGUUAUAUUUAUUUAAUACUAUUUAUUUCUCUUGGGUACGACUGUA
Molecule: messenger RNA, 3909 nt
Organism: Carassius auratus (goldfish)
Lineage: Eukaryota; Metazoa; Chordata; Actinopteri; Cypriniformes; Cyprinidae
Exons: 3
Coding region: 263-1300 (345 amino acids)
Biological process (GO): cell surface receptor signaling pathway; positive regulation of tyrosine phosphorylation of STAT protein
Cellular component (GO): extracellular region
Molecular function (GO): cytokine activity
Source: RefSeq, a predicted model, not a curated record